This is a messenger RNA of Morchella sextelata, 474 nucleotides long. RefSeq lists its product as uncharacterized. The transcript is spliced from 3 exons. The record is from RefSeq and is a predicted model, not a curated record. The coding region runs from base 1 to 474 and encodes 157 amino acids. NCBI's taxonomy places the organism in Eukaryota, Fungi, Ascomycota, Pezizomycetes, Pezizales, Morchellaceae.
AUGUCCGAACCUCGAGAAAGCCCCAGCAACCCAAGUGCAGAGCAGCAAGCUACACGCGUCGAAUGCUCCUCCGCUCGCCCACGCCCACAGCGCACAGGCUGGGGGACAACAAUCAGUCUUAUGCUGCGGAUGAAAGACCCCACCCAUCGUGAGCGCGGGGCGUGGGUGCAAGAGCAGGCCGGUCGCCUCUCCGUCACAUACAGCACGGCGACGGAUCAGCACCACGUACUCCUCGUCUACACAGGCAGCAAAUACACCACCAAGUUCGAGGAUGUCGUCGGCGGUGGUGAGGGCCCGACGGAGGUUAUAUCUUGGCGAUGGGGCUGGCUGCCGAUAUGGUGGUCGUACCACGUGUGGGUUUUCAAAGCCGGGGAUUUCGAUCUGCAGAGUGAUGGGGGGGUUGUGAACUUUUGCUGGGAAUCGCCGUCGUUUGAGAGACGGGAUAAGUUUGUUGGGUUCAAGAGACUGGAGUGA